CCUAGCUGGAACGCGAAGUUAGAUUCAUUACUGUUAUUACAAUUUACCAUCUCCCUCGUUCGCUUUUGAACGUUAUCCUGUUGCGUCUCCGGGACCUCGUGGUUCUCGAAAAGAGGAUAUUCGAGCUCUUGAAAAAUCGAUUCCAACUUAAAUCAAAGACUCGGAUAUCUGUGUUGUUAAAAAUACUUUGAUGAUAAUCCCCUAAAUCAUCAAUUAACGUUUUCGAUGAUUUUCUUUCGAAAUUAAAAGGACGAAAGUAAUGUCAUCGAUGAUUCGAGUCAUGAAAUGAGUGUGAUCGAGGCAAAGACUUUAUUAAGAUUUUUUCGCGGGGAUUAAGAGUUCAGUGGACGUCCAAGUGAUACGCGUAUUUAUCUCUUGGUAACUUUCGUUAGUUCAUUUUGAAUGGCAGCAUCCACUAAGUCGGAUAACCAUGCGGUUAGUGUCGAAAAACGAACAUCGAUAGUUUUCGAGCAUGUUUCCAUGAAUAACUGCACACCCAGCAAUUUCCCGGACAAGUUUCAAGAUUUUUUUGCUGCUGUCACCGAAGAUAGCGACGAUAUACCAACCAUGCUCGAAGACAAACUAAUACCGAGGAAGCAAGAGGGUUCCGGAACCGAUACAAAGGGCAGAAAGUGGAACAAAAGGGCUUUCCAAAGGCGAAGUAGCGAAAUUGAGGUACAAUUUCACCGUAGCUCCUUGUCCAGUGCUCAAGGACAUGGAAUAUUAGAUGGACCAAAAUCGCCAACGCCCACUCGACGAAGAAGUUCUAGUAUAGCCGUUGCCAGACCUACACCCGAUUUACACAGAUUUUUACAGGCGGAAGCAGGUCCUUGGGGACACCUUUCGCCAUCGUUGAGAAGUCAAAGCUUGACCGCAGCAGUAAGUCCUGGAGCAGCUUCUACAUCUUCCCAUCUUAUCGUUAGUCCAGGCACAAGUCCUGGUGGUCCUAGUCCUACCAGUCCUGCAGGCUCAGUUGGACAAGGAACAGGAUCUCGUGUAUCUAUGCCAAGGCAAUAUCGUGGUAGAACAAGUAGUAUGCCAGCAGUACCACGACAUAGGCCAAUGUUGGCAGAAACGAAACGCGGUGGUGGCGGUGCUGGCGGUGGUGGUGUCGAAGACGGAGAAACCGAAGAUUCCAUCGAAUAUUACAGAUUAAGAUCGUUCUCCAUUACAGCGAAUGGGGUUUUCAAUCUCGGCGAUUCGUUGAAGAGCCGUCGUAGUAAGAGUAUCAAUAGUGUUACCUCUUGUGGCACUAGUUGCAGUAGCACGAGAGAAGCUCGAUUACUCAGCUCGGCUUCGCAACUCUCUGGAAUCGAAACAGAGGAGGAAACGAGCAACGAACGCAUUGCUACGUACAAGGUUGGCAUGCUAGGUGCAUCUGGGGUUGGUAAAACCGCUCUGACGGCGCAAUUUACGACCAGUGAUUACAUUUGCGCAUACGAUGCUUCGUUAGACGAAGAGUACGGCCAAAAAAGUGUUUCCGUUAUGCUCGACGGUCAAGAAACCGAAUUGGAAAUCAUUGAUCAUCCGAGCUCGGAAAUGUCGGUCGAGACGUUUUGUUCGACCUACAAUCCAGAUGUCUACGUUGUCGUCUAUUCUGUGGUAGACCAAAGGAGUAUGAAGAUAGCAGAGGAUACUUUGCUUUAUCUAUGGAAUAGUGACUAUAUGACGAGCCACGGUGUCAUCCUGGUUGGGAACAAAGUCGAUCUUGAAAGGAAACGGGAGGUCUCCUCUAUGGCCGGGCGACGCUUGGCAAACAACUGUGGUUGCAAAUUCAUCGAGACGUCGUCGGGAUUGGCUCACCAUGUCGAUGAACUUCUAGUCGGUAUCCUGGCGCAAAUAAAAUUAAAUCCUCAACGUGAUCGAAAUCAAACUACAAGACAAAAAAGAAGUAAACACCGUAGAAGAAUUUUAAAACACUUGCUUGGUUUCAAACGGAAAACCAAGAGCUGCGAGAAUCUUUUUGUUCUUUAAGGAUUUAUUUAUUUUAUCUUAAAUGCCCGCGAAGACAGUAAAUCGAUGUAUAAAUUGCAUGAAAAAAUAAUAUCUAUUCAAUUAAUAAUGUUUUCACAUUUUCAUCGAUCUGCGUGAAUAUUAUGACAAUUUUAAUAACGUCGAUCAAUGUUCCUCGACGUUAGAAAUAUCGAGAAUGAAUUUUAAUUAUUAUUUCAUACCAAUUAUAAUUGAUACAUUAAUAAUAAUAACAAUAAUAUUCACCUGGAUCGAUUAAAAUAGAAUAUAUAUUGCAUAAAAAGUGAGCUAUACGGUUAUUAAUCAUUGCGUAUUGAUUGGUUACAUUCUCGUGAUCAUUUGUUAUAGAUUGGUCACAUUCUCAUGAUUGAUCUAUCAAUCUGGCCGAUCACCAAGUGAUGAUUAAUAGCAAUAUUGCUUCCCUCGUACCUCAUCGAAAACAACAAAUAUACAGGGUGUCGCAGCAAAAAAUGAAAAUGCCUAAAUAUCUCCUUUGUUUACAAUUGUAUAAAAGAAACUAUUGCAGGGGGUGGGAAUAUAAUAUAAUGGUUGAUAGAAUUUUUUCUUAGAGUCAUUUAUUUAUGAGAUUUUAAGGUAAUCGAUGUUUCUUUAAACGGGACCCUAUUUUUUUUUAUUUACUGGCCGAGACACCUCGUAUACAUAAAUAAUUAUUUAUUAUAUAUGUAUAUAUUUUCAUGCGAAUUGAUGAAGUGUAUAAUUUCUCAAGCGCAUUUUAGAUUUAUUUUUAAUACGACUACCGAUAACGAUGCGACGAUGUCGAUUGCCGUAGCAACGAGAAGGAAAGAUGAUAGUUCGUUACGUAAUAACUCAUCGAAUUAUUUCCGAUCGUAAGUUUUAUUCGGUGUGUCGAUACUUCGACGAUAUCGUAAAAUAUAACCAACUACAAAAAAAAGAAAAAAAAAAAAGAAAAAAAAAAAGAAAUAAAAUUGAUCCUAAAUCUUAUUGAUUAUCGCAUAUUAAAAAUCGAAAAAUAGAAAAUUACUUUGAAUAUUACAAAAAUCUUGUCCAAAACUUACGUGACAUCAGAGGAAGCGGUCCAAAAAUAAUAACGAAUAAAAAAUGACACAGAAAAUAUAUUAUAUGUUAACGGAUAGAUUGUACAAAAAAGUGAAUUGUGCCAAAGGCAUAGCAAACAAAAAAUGAAAAGAAUAGUUUCUAAUCUAUCUCUUUCUAUGUUAUCGAAUCUGUCUUUUCUCUCUCUCUCUCUCUCUCUCUCUCUUUUUCUCUCCCUCCCUCCCUCCCUCUCCCUCUUUCUCUUUCAAUGAGUAAAACGAAAUUAACAGACCAAAGUACGUAUUCAUAACGACAAUGCAAUUUGACUUUCAUCAAACAAAAAAUGACCAAAAAAAUAUAUAAUAAAACCGAAAGAAAAGUCUUAAUGCUAAAAAAAAAAUGUCUCAUUGCCAAAGUCAUUAUUACUUUGAAGUAUCUAUUAAGCGCGCGCAUUUGUAUGCGUGUGACGACACGCGCACGCGUAAAAGAAUGGCUCGAUAACUCGCUUUUCUCACUUUCCAUCAAAGGGAACCCGCGAUCUCGUUAAAAAAAUGUUACUUUCAAAUGGUCCAAACACACUUGCAACAACUCUUACCUUAGAAAGUUCUAUGUUAUUCAUAAAUCAUACGUAUCAAGUUCACAUGACCAAUCGAAUCAUGAUCAAUUGUACUACGCAAAUUAAUAUUGAUGCGUACUUCUCAUUGAUAUAACAUAAUUCUACGAAAUAAAACUAAUUAUUAUUAAUA
This is a messenger RNA of Polistes canadensis, 3731 nucleotides long. Its product is annotated as GTP-binding protein RAD-like. NCBI's taxonomy places the organism in Eukaryota, Metazoa, Arthropoda, Insecta, Hymenoptera, Vespidae. Bases 403 to 1974 code for a protein of 523 amino acids. The transcript is spliced from 8 exons. Gene Ontology annotation, cellular component: plasma membrane. Gene Ontology annotation, molecular function: GTP binding; calcium channel regulator activity; GTPase activity. The record is from RefSeq and is a predicted model, not a curated record.